This is a messenger RNA of Setaria italica (foxtail millet), 817 nucleotides long. RefSeq names its product 40S ribosomal protein S15a-1. Gene Ontology annotation, cellular component: cytosolic small ribosomal subunit; ribosome. The record is from RefSeq and is a predicted model, not a curated record. Bases 98 to 490 code for a protein of 130 amino acids. NCBI's taxonomy places the organism in Eukaryota, Viridiplantae, Streptophyta, Magnoliopsida, Poales, Poaceae. Gene Ontology annotation, molecular function: structural constituent of ribosome. Gene Ontology annotation, biological process: translation. The transcript is spliced from 4 exons.
UUGCCUCUCCGUCGCAGCGCAGCAGGAGUGAGAUUAGCUCCCCGCCCCUGGUCCCCCCCGCGCCCCCCCCCCCCCCUUCUUGAGAGGUUAGCUAAGGAUGGUGAGAGUUAGCGUCUUGAAUGAUGCCCUCAAGAGCAUGUACAAUGCUGAGAAGCGUGGGAAGAGGCAAGUGAUGAUCAGGCCUUCUUCAAAGGUGAUCAUAAAGUUCCUUAUGGUGAUGCAGAAGCAUGGGUAUAUUGGUGAGUUUGAGUAUGUUGAUGACCAUCGUGCUGGGAAGAUUGUUGUUGAGUUGAAUGGCAGGCUGAACAAGUGUGGAGUAAUCAGUCCUCGCUUUGAUGUUGGCGUCAAGGAAAUUGAAGGGUGGACUGCUAGGCUGCUUCCAUCCCGUCAGUUCGGUUACAUUGUCUUGACGACCUCUGCUGGCAUCAUGGAUCAUGAAGAGGCCAGAAGGAAGAAUGUUGGUGGCAAGGUUCUAGGGUUUUUCUACUAGAUGGCAGUUUAAUGGAAGGGUUUUGAAUCAGUGUAGUAGGAUGUUCGUCCCUAACAUCGGUGUAGUAGGAUUAUGCCUGUGUUCUUUUUGGAAUGGCAUUUAUGCUUUUUUGCUUGUAUUCCUUCAGUUCAAAUGAGCCAGAUUGAACAAAUGCAAUUGCUUUGGAUCACACUGGUGCCAGUUUGCUUACUGAGUCUAUUGGUUCUCUUUCUUCUACCCUCCGUUUGUGUUUAGAAAAGGCUUUCAGCCUUUGUACCAUGAAAGUUUUGAGAUUUUGGUACUUUUGGAUCGUGACAGCCAGAUGAUUCUAUUUCUAUUAUUGUGUUU